AUGGCUGCCUCCGUUGAUCCUCUCGUUGUUGGGCGAGUGAUCGGAGAUGUGGUGGACAUGUUUGUCCCAACUGUGAACAUGUCUGUCUACUUUGGGUCCAAGCAUGUCACCAAUGGCUGCGAUAUCAAACCUUCCAUGGCCAUCAACCCCCCCAAGAUCACAGUCUCUGGUCAGCCCGGCGAGCUCUACACUCUGGUGAUGACUGACCCCGAUGCUCCGAGCCCGAGUGAGCCGAGCAUGAGAGAGUGGGUCCAUUGGAUCGUGGCUGACAUCCCUGGAGGAACAAGCCCUGUUAGAGGGAAAGAGAUACUGGCUUACGUGGGUCCGAGGCCACCAGUGGGAAUUCACCGCUACAUUCUGGUGCUGUUUCAGCAGAAGGGUCCGAUGGGGCUGGUGGAGCAGCCGUCCUCUCGUGCGCACUUCAACACUCGGUUUUUCGCUGCGCAGCUCGACCUUGGUCUGCCUGUUUCCACCGUCUACUUCAACUCCCAGAAGGAGCCAGCAAACAGGAGGCGCUGA
Molecule: messenger RNA, 519 nt
Organism: Prunus armeniaca (apricot)
Lineage: Eukaryota; Viridiplantae; Streptophyta; Magnoliopsida; Rosales; Rosaceae
Source: the annotation of a GenBank genome assembly